Messenger RNA from Alternaria postmessia, 1335 nucleotides. RefSeq lists its product as uncharacterized. The record is from RefSeq and is a predicted model, not a curated record. NCBI's taxonomy places the organism in Eukaryota, Fungi, Ascomycota, Dothideomycetes, Pleosporales, Pleosporaceae. Gene Ontology annotation, cellular component: fungal-type vacuole membrane. The transcript is spliced from 2 exons. Gene Ontology annotation, molecular function: transmembrane transporter activity. Gene Ontology annotation, biological process: transmembrane transport. The coding region runs from base 1 to 1335 and encodes 444 amino acids.
AUGGCGACUAGGUCUCAAUCAGCCCUUGUGAGCACGAGCACCACACCCGACAACCAAUCGCGGUUUGAGCUGGAAACAAGCUCAAGAUGGAACGACGAGCCUGAGAACGAGACAUUGCUGCCUCCAACCGAUGGCGGAAAAGACGCUUGGUUGUUUCUUGCGGCUGCAUUUGUGAUAGAGAUGAUGGUGUGGGGUUUUCCAUGGUCAUACGGUAUCUUCCAGGAGUACUAUAGCUCAUCGCUACCCUUCUCGGGCGCAUCCGGCAUCCCAGCUAUCGGAACAUCCGCGAUGGGCAUACUCUAUAUGGUCGCACCUUUCACAUUCGGAUCACUUAUACGUUGGCCACAUCACAAGAGGAAGGCAAUGGUUGCAGGCUUGCUUAUCAUGUGUCUUUCGCUUGGACUGAGCUCACUCUGCACGACCGUACCACAACUUAUCGUCACCCAAGGCAUCCUUUAUGGUAUCGGUGGCGCCGUCACAUAUAGUCCUGUUGUCACUUUCCUGGACGAGUGGUUUGUAAGACGCAAGGGUCUUGCAUUCGGCAUCAUGUGGGCUGGUACAGGGUUAGGCGGUAUCCUCAUUCCGCUCUUACUCCAGUUUCUGCUCAAUCACUACGGCUUCCGCACCGCGCUGCGCAUAUGGACGAUCGUGCUUUUCGUCGUUGGCUUGCCUCUCACCUUCUUUUUGAAGCCGCGACUUCCCGUCCCAGCCACGACUAGGUCUCGCAUUACCUUCACUUUCCUGACAAACAGGUCUUUUUGGAUCCUGCAAUUUGGAAAUAUCAUGCAGGGACUAGGUUUUUUUGUGCCUUCCAUCUAUCUUCCUACAUAUACGAAGGCCCUCGGUUUCAGCAGUGCGGUUUCCGCUCUGCCCAUCAUCCUCAUAAAUAUGGCUGCCGUCAUCGGAUCCAUUAGCAUGGGGAGUAUUGUGGAUCGGACGCACGUCACCACUGCCAUUCUCAUCUCCACCAUCGGUGCUAUGCUCUCCGUCUUCUUGAUCUGGGGCUUCAGCACCUCUCUACCGCCGCUGCUCAUAUUCUGCUUCAUGUAUGGUCUCUUCGCGGGCAGCUUUACCAAUACCUGGCCUGGCAUCCUGAGGACAGUGCAAAUGAGUACGGGUCAGAUGGAAAGCUCUAUGGUCUUCUCUUUCUUGUCAAUGGGUAGGGGUAUAGGUAAUGUUGUGAGUGGGCCGGUCAGUGAAGCACUGUUGAAGAUGGGCAAUGUUGGUGAUCAUGGCUUGUAUGGGACGCCAUAUGGUAGUUUGGUAGUUUGGACGGGAAUCAGUGCUGCGCUCGGAGGCGUGAGCAUCAUUGGAAGGAGGGUGGGGUGGCUGUAA